AUGGAGCUGUACUCAUCCCCUGAAGGUCUGUCCAAAGACGCUUCCCGCUUUGGACCUCAAAUGUCCCGGGUUACCGCGGACCAGGACUUCGUCUACUUGGGCAACCAAAAGUUCUACCGCCUGGACAUCCAGCGGAUGUUGGUGGACGCCUACCAAGGCGACCGCAUCCACGAGGACGCCCACAAGCCCACCGUUGCCCCUCCCAGAUUCGGCAACGGCGCUGUGGCCUUUGGCAUGGGCACCUUUGGCAUCACCGCUCUCGUGUCGGGGUUGUUCAACUGCAACGCCUUGGGGGUUACUCAACACCAGUUGAUGAUGCUGGUGGCGUACUUUGCUGGUGGCAUGGGACUCUUCAUCGCUGGCAUCUGGGAGUUUGCCGCUGGCGGUCUCACCUUUGUCGGAACGUCGUUGGUCAGCUACGGCGCGUUCUGGUUGUCGUACGGCGCCCUUUACACCCCGUCGCUUGGCAUUGUUGCCGCCUACAUGGCCCAGGACCCCACCCAACUUCCCAGUGCCAAGGGCUUUUUCUUGGUCGCCUGGGCGAUGUACUCGUUCAUGAACUUGACGCUUGUGCUCCGGGCCACCUUUGCCUACAUUCUUCUUUUCGGUCUGAUUAUGUUUGCGUUUAUCUUUCUCGCCGUUGGCAGCUUCAAGAACAGCCACACCUACGAGAUUGUUGGCGGUGUCUUCAGUAUUAUCACCGGUGUCACUGGGUUUGGCGUCAUGUACGCUGCUAUGGCGUACAAGACGGAAGCCUACUUUGUCCCCGACCCGAUGUUGAUCCCCCUUUACGGCACUAAGCCCAGAGAAGAGGACCCACACUUGUUGCACUUGAUGAAGGAAAAGCACCGUGAACGUCACCCCAAGAAGAUCCACCCUUACUAA
Molecule: messenger RNA, 885 nt
Organism: Diutina rugosa
Lineage: Eukaryota; Fungi; Ascomycota; Pichiomycetes; Serinales; Debaryomycetaceae
Product: acetate uptake transporter family protein
Exons: 1
Coding region: 1-885 (294 amino acids)
Cellular component (GO): plasma membrane
Molecular function (GO): acetate transmembrane transporter activity
Source: RefSeq, a predicted model, not a curated record